Molecule: messenger RNA, 366 nt
Organism: Culex quinquefasciatus (southern house mosquito)
Lineage: Eukaryota; Metazoa; Arthropoda; Insecta; Diptera; Culicidae
Exons: 1
Coding region: 1-366 (121 amino acids)
Source: RefSeq, a predicted model, not a curated record
AUGGAAGUGAGCGAGAAAAAGUGCAAGCUGAUCUCGUUCUACAGGAUUCGGAGUCCAAAUCUUGCGGAGUACAACAUGGGCCGAUCCACACUCGAACGCGCUCACUCCAUCGUGGACUUGGGUAUCACGAUUGACUGCAAGAUGGAAUUCAACCAGCACGUCUCCAUCUCCGUGGCCAAAUCGUACGCUAUGCUCGGUUUCCUUCGAAGAAAUGCUGCUGGUUUCAUCGACGUGAGGGUCCUCAAAACACUGUACUUCUCGCUAGUUCGCAGUGUGUUGGAGUACGCCGUACCGGUGUGGGCGCCGUAUUACGUCGUCCAUCAGCAGAAGAUCGAGAGUAUCCAGCGUCGGCUCGUAAGGUUGUGA